AUGUCUGACAUUGAUAUUAGAAGAAGACUAAUUUAUGGAAAAGGAUUGUCAAUUAAUAAUAAAUUAAAUAAAGAUUAUAACGAAAAAAUAAAGAAAGAAAAAGAAACAUACAUUGAUUAUUCAAUAUGGUUUUUGACAAUCAUUAUUAUUGUGUUUUGUUAUAUUACAGUUGUUUAUUUUGAUAGAUUAAUGCCUCCAAUACGUAAAUCUGAUGAUAUUAAUAAUUUUUCUGAGGAACGUGCUAGAUUAAUUUUAAAUAAAAUUGUAUCAUUUGGUCCUAGACCAAGUGGUUCUGAUGCCUGUGAAAUUGAUGCAUUUAAUCUUAUUAAUAAUAAAUUAACUGAUAUACAAAAAAUAGUAAAUGAUAAAAAUGUAAAUAGUAUGGAUAUUGAUAUUCAAAGACCAUCUGGAUGUUUUGACUUAAAAUUCUUGUCAUCGUUUACAUUAUGUUAUCAUAAGGUAACCAAUAUUAUUGCUCGAAUUGGUCCAAAAAAUAGUAAAAAAAAGGCACUUCUACUUAAUUGUCAUUAUGAUACCAUACCUGAUGCAUAUGGUUCAACAGAUGAUGCUAUAUCAUGUGCUAUAAUGAUAGAUAUUUUAAAUGUAUUAGGAAAUUCUGAUAAAUCACUUGAUAGUGAUGUAAUUUUUUUAUUUAAUGGUGCAGAAGAAAAUUUUCUUCAAGCAUCUCAUGGUUUUAUAACAAAACAUAAAUGGAGAAAUGAUGUUCGUGCUUUUAUUAAUUUAGAAGGAGCUGGAGCUGGUGGUCGUGAAUUACUUUUUCAGGCAGGACCUGGUGAUUCAUGGUUAUUGAAAGCUUACCUUGACAAUGCACCAUAUCCACAUUGUACAGUACUAGCACAGGAUGUUUUUCAAUCUGGAAUAAUUCCUUCAGAUACAGAUUUUAGAAUUUUCCGUGAUUUUGGUAGUAUUUCAGGAUUAGAUAUUGCAUAUAAUAAAAAUGGAUGGUUAUAUCAUACAGAAUUUGAUUUACCUAAAUAUGUUGAAAAUGGAUCACUUCAAAGAAGUGGUGAUAAUAUUUUAGCAACAAUAAAAGCUGUAUUAAAAGCACCUCAAAUGCAAUCAAAAGAAUAUAUAUAUGAUGAAACAACAUAUGUUUUUUAUGAUUUUCUUGGAUUAUUUGUUAUCUAUUACUCAAAAUCUAUUGGUUAUUAUAUUAACUAUCUUUCACUUAUUUUAGUAAUUGCAAAUACAAUCAGUAAUUUUAAAACAUACAAAUAUACUUUAAUGGAUAUACCUAAAGCUAUUUUAAAAAAUAUAUUAAUAUUAAUUGGACUUAUAAUUUGUGGUCUUUUAACAAUACUUUUAAUUUCAAUUUUUGGUUUACAUAUGAUAUGGUAUGCAACACCUGAACUUGUAUUUCCAACAUAUGUAUUUCCAAUGAUUUUAGUUGGAUUUACUAUUAAUAUAUAUCUUGGAAGUAAAUCUAAAAAUAUACCUAUUAAAAAUGAAGUUUUACAAUAUGAUGGUGCACUUAUAAUGUUCUCAAUAAUUCUUAUUAUUUGUAAUCAAUCACGUUUAGCUAGUUGUUAUUAUAUAAUGAUUCAUAUUUUAUUUCCAUCAUUAAGAACAAAUUUAUUAAAUAUUCUUGAAAGAUAUAAUUUACUUAAUAAGAUGAAUAGAAAUUCUGUACUUAUAGUUACUGGAAUAUGUUGUAUACCAUUAAUCAUCUUCGUCUGUUAUGGAUGUAUGCUUAUUUUUGAUUUUUUUAUACCUGUUGCUGGAAGACUUGGAAAUGUUUUUAAUCCUGAAUUUUUAAUUAUGGGAAUUUCAGUUGCUGUAUCAUAUACAAUUACUUUAUAUGCUGGUCCAUUUAUUUAUACAACAAAAAAUGCUAGAAAAGCAAUAAAAUAUGGUUUUGCAUGUUAUAUUUUAUUAUUUUUUAUAAUCUCAACAACACGUAUAGGUGAACCAUAUAAAUUUUCAGAAGAUCAACCAAGAUUAAGAAGAAUAAUAGCUUUACAUGCUGAAAGAAAAGUAUAUGGAUAUGAUGGUGAAUUAAAUUUUUCUGAUUAUGGUUUAUUUUUACAAUCAUUUGACUAUAGAGGUGUUGAAGAUUUUCCAGAACAUACAUUUUUGACAUCAGAUACUCCUCCUAAUUGUGAUCAUACAGAAGAUGAAUAUUGUCAACUUCCAUAUUAUACAGCAAUACAUGAACUAUUUCCACCACAUAAAUCAAGAUAUAUUCCAGUACCAACUAAACCAACAUUUUCACAUCCUAUGGUUUUAAAAAAAUUAGAUAAAAAAAUAAUAAAUAUUGACGGGAAAGAAUAUAUAAAUAUUACAUUAGGACUUCAUGGAGGUGUUGAUAAACUUUCACUACAUUUAACACCAUUAAAUAAAUUUAAAUUAUUUAAAUGGAGUUUUACAAAUAUUGACUUUGAAAUUUUUGGUAUUCGCAAAACUUAUUUUGUAUUUCUAACAUAUGGUUUUGAACGGGAAGAUGAAAGAAUAUUUUGGAUUGUAUUAGAAAAUAAUAGUGAUAAUAUAAAUAAGUACAUUAAUGAACCUGUUCUUGAGGUAACUGCUGCUACUCAUUAUGCACAUGGAAAAUAUCAAAAUACUGAAACAUUAUUGCAACUUAGAAAUAUAAUAAGUACUAGAAGAAAACAAGCUAAUUUGGCUAUUGGAUGGUAUCGUUGGGCUAUGACUCUUCUUGGUGGUGCUGUUGAAACUAUUUCACAUAUAUAUUAA
This is a messenger RNA of Strongyloides ratti, 2712 nucleotides long. RefSeq names its product Endoplasmic reticulum metallopeptidase 1. The record is from RefSeq and is a predicted model, not a curated record. The transcript is spliced from 3 exons. Gene Ontology annotation, biological process: proteolysis. Bases 1 to 2712 code for a protein of 903 amino acids. Lineage: Eukaryota; Metazoa; Nematoda; Chromadorea; Rhabditida; Strongyloididae. Gene Ontology annotation, molecular function: metalloexopeptidase activity.